AUUUUUGAGAAAAUUUUCCACAAUUUUCAUAAAAUUUCAAAUUAUGUCAACAAUUUAUCGUGAUAAUCAUCAUCAUCAUAAUCAUCGACAUCAUGAUGAAGAUGAUUAUCGUUCCGAUGAUUAUAAACAUCGACGAAAUUAUGUUGAUAAAGACAACAGUGAUUAUUGGAUAAAACGACGAAAACAACGUGAAUCGAUUGGUCGAUCGGGUGUUGAUCAUAUUUGGAAUCGAUCACCAACACCAACUGAUGAUGAUGAUGAUGAUGUUAAAUCAAAUAAUUCCGAUGAAAAUUUGGAAAAUAAUUUAAAACGAAAGAAAAAACAUAAACAUAAACAUAGUGAUAAUAAUCAUCAUCAACAUAAAUCAUCGAAAAAAGAAAAGAAGAAAAAACAUAAAAAAGAACGUAAACAUAAAAAACGACGACAUUCGUCAUCAUCAUCAGAAUCCGAAGUUAAUGAUGAUAAUAAUGGUGAUAAUCAAAAGAUAAAAUUCCGUACAAUUGAAGAAGAAGAAUUUGUUCGUGAAUUUAAUGAAAAACGUAAACAAAAUGAAAAAAAUAAUGGUGAAAAUGAUGCGGAUGAUAUUGUUGGACCGGCACCAAUUGAAUCAUUAGAAUUGAAUAAUCGUGAUUUUGGUAAAGCAUUGUUACCGGGUGAAGGUGCAGCAAUGGCUGCAUUUGUUACCGAAGGUAAACGUAUACCACGUCGUGGUGAAAUUGGUCUAACUAGUGAUCAAAUAGAAUCAUUCGAAGAAGUUGGUUUUGUUAUGAGCGGUAGUCGUCAUCGCCGGAUGGAAGCUGUUCGUAUUCGUAAAGAAAAUCAAAUUUAUAGUGCUGAUGAAAAACGUGCACUGGCUAUGUUUAAUAAAGAAGAACGUACAAAACGUGAAACAAAAAUUUUAACACAAUUCAAAGAAAUGAUUAAACAAAAACAAACAAAAUAAUUUUUUUUAAUAACUUUUUGUAAUA
This is a messenger RNA of Dermatophagoides pteronyssinus (European house dust mite), 968 nucleotides long. RefSeq lists its product as uncharacterized. The record is from RefSeq and is a predicted model, not a curated record. Gene Ontology annotation, cellular component: nucleus. NCBI's taxonomy places the organism in Eukaryota, Metazoa, Arthropoda, Arachnida, Sarcoptiformes, Pyroglyphidae. Gene Ontology annotation, biological process: regulation of gene expression. Gene Ontology annotation, molecular function: chromatin binding.